AUGGCAGAAGAUACUCACCCAGCCUAUCUCUCGCCCAGCGAGCUGGGCACAAAGGACUACUGGGAAACAUACUACGCCCGCACCCUCGCACACAUCUCGCACGCCGAAACCAACCCAGACACCAAGGCUGAGGCCGGCGAAAAUGCCGAUGCAGACUCAGACGCAGACUCAGACGUCAACGACGAAGAUGACCCCGGCACAUCAUGGUUCUCCGAGCACAACGCGCCCGAGAAAGUCCUCCACUUCCUAACGAGGCGAACAUUCCCGCUCGCGCCGCGGAAUACCCGCGCGGAAGGACAGGCGCAGCCGUCUGUUCUGGAUCUCGGAACUGGCAAUGGUAGUAUGCUUGCGCUUUUGAGGAAGAAGGGCCGGUUUAGCGGGAGGAUGGUUGGGGUGGAUUAUUCGGCGAGGAGUGUGGAGUUGGCGAGGGAGUUGCAGAGGGUUAGGGGGCAUUCUGCGUAUCGGACGGAUAAUGAGGAUGAUGAUGAUGAUGAUGAAGAAGAAGAUGAGGAUGAGGGAGAGGGAGACAAUGCGGACGCAGAUACCCCCGAACCUGCACCCAUCCAAUUCGAGGAAUGGGAUAUCCUUGGCUCCAAGGCUGUCCUCUCCGAGUCCGGCGUGAAAACCUCUCCCACCAGCGACGACGUAACACUACCCUGGUUCCCCUACGAAGAAGGUGGUUUCGAUAUUGUCUUGGACAAGGGGACGUUCGAUGCGAUCUCGCUGGCGGACGAUGCCAAGGCGACGCGCGUUUGUGAACGGUAUCCUGAUAUCGCGCGGCGGUUGGUGCGGAGAGGUGGAUUUUUGAUCGUGACUAGUUGUAAUUGGACGGAGGAUGAGCUUGUGAAGUGGUUUGUUGCUGGGAAGGAGGAUGGGGAGAAGAAGGAUGCGUUGGUUGUUUGGGGGCGUGUUGAGUAUCCGCGGUUUAGGUUUGGAGGGCAGGAAGGGCAGGGAGUGUGUACGGUUUGUUUUCAGCGGGUUGGGGAGGUUUGA
Messenger RNA from Penicillium subrubescens, 993 nucleotides. Its product is annotated as putative S-adenosylmethionine-dependent methyltransferase. Lineage: Eukaryota; Fungi; Ascomycota; Eurotiomycetes; Eurotiales; Aspergillaceae. Bases 1 to 993 code for a protein of 330 amino acids. Gene Ontology annotation, cellular component: cytoplasm. The record is from RefSeq and is a predicted model, not a curated record. The transcript is spliced from 2 exons. Gene Ontology annotation, biological process: peptidyl-lysine monomethylation; peptidyl-lysine dimethylation. Gene Ontology annotation, molecular function: protein-lysine N-methyltransferase activity.